Molecule: messenger RNA, 756 nt
Organism: Pneumocystis jirovecii RU7
Lineage: Eukaryota; Fungi; Ascomycota; Pneumocystomycetes; Pneumocystales; Pneumocystaceae
Exons: 3
Coding region: 1-756 (251 amino acids)
Biological process (GO): maintenance of RNA location; mRNA splicing, via spliceosome
Cellular component (GO): nucleus
Molecular function (GO): mRNA binding; protein binding
Source: RefSeq, a predicted model, not a curated record
AUGAAAUACCUUCAUAAUCAUCAAGAAAAAUAUCAUAAUGAUUCAAAAAAAAAAACUAACUUAGAAUACGAAAAUAAACAGUAUGAUUUUUAUAAAAACUAUCAACACGAAGAAUAUAAAAAAUCAAAAUCACCUACGAAUUAUAACAAAUGUAAUAUUUUUCACAAAAAUUCAUCAUCAGAAUUAAAUAGUGAAAUUAAGCUCGACCAUUCAUAUCCUCAAAAACGAUUACAACCUUCAAAAGAUCAAUCAGAACCCGAGAAACCAAAUUUUAAGCUUUCAGGGAAACUAGCAGCAGAAAGUAAUAAUAUUAAUGAAGUACCAUUAAAAUAUCAUGAACCAAUAGAAGCGCAUAAACCUGAUAAAUUAUGGCAACUUUAUGUAUUUAAAAACGAUGAGCAAAUUGGUACAUUUUCAUACCAUUUUUAUAACAGCAUUAAUAUAACAGACAUUUUUAAUAUAUAUCAGAAAAGUUGUUAUUUAUUAGGAAGAGAUCGAAUAGUUGCAGAUAUUCCAAUAGAUCAUCCAUCAUGUUCAAAACAACAUGCAGUUAUACAAUUUCGUCAAAUCAGAUCUAAAAAUACUAUUUUGAUCGAAGAAAUAAAACCAUAUAUUAUUGAUCUUAACUCAACUAAUGGAACCUUUCUUAAUAAUGAGCGUAUUAUUCAUAGUCACUAUAUCGAACUUAAACCAAAAGAUAUGAUUAAGUUUGCAGAUUCAACUCGAGAAUAUAUUUUACUUCACGAAGAUAUUUAA